This is a messenger RNA of Meloidogyne enterolobii, 387 nucleotides long. Lineage: Eukaryota; Metazoa; Nematoda; Chromadorea; Rhabditida; Meloidogynidae. The record is from the annotation of a GenBank genome assembly.
UUUUUUUUUCAAAUGUCAAAUCCAGCAAGUAAAUUAUGGCAAACAGUUGUUUGUAAAAAUGGAGUUGUUGCUGCAUGGCACCCUUCUAUUCCUUUUCCUUAUGGGCAUUCUAGACCUGUAGAUUUGACACAAAUAAAAGAACAAAAAAAGAAAUUUUUACAAAAUAUCCAAAAAUACAAAGACUCCACAGAGCCAAUAAAAGAAAAAGGGCCUAGCGAUUUGGAACUUAGGGAAAUAUUUUAUACAAAUAUGCAGGAGUGGAGACCGAGAAUUCCAUCAUCCAAAAUGGGUUUAUUGUCGUCUCCAAUAUUUAAUAAAAUUGGGAAUUCAAAAAAUGAAGAAAAUAAAGAAAUUGAAUUUAAAGAAAAUAAUAAAUUUAUUGAAUGA